Mya arenaria is the source of this 2379-nucleotide messenger RNA. RefSeq names its product gastrula zinc finger protein XlCGF57.1-like. Lineage: Eukaryota; Metazoa; Mollusca; Bivalvia; Myida; Myidae. The transcript has 5 exons. Bases 751 to 1911 code for a protein of 386 amino acids. The record is from RefSeq and is a predicted model, not a curated record. Gene Ontology annotation, molecular function: DNA-binding transcription factor activity; RNA polymerase II cis-regulatory region sequence-specific DNA binding. Gene Ontology annotation, biological process: regulation of transcription by RNA polymerase II.
AUUUUAUAGACUCUAUAUGCUUUAACCCGGAAUCCUAAUCGGAACAACUACCCACUUUUGAUACUAAACAAUUUGUACGUGAAGGAUUUGCCAUAUCAAAAAUCUAAAAAAAAUCCGCCAACGUAAAAUUAUUUGGACUAGGAUUCAGUACAGCCUGGACAAACAUUGAACGUUAUACAGCCUCAACUGAAGACAAAUAUUAGAAUCUAUAUGGCCUCAACUGAACAGCCUCAACUGAAGACGAACAUUAGAGUCCAAGUUAUAUUCCUUAAAAGAGUUAUUAUACUAAAACGGGAGCUUUAAGGGCUAUCCGGAAGUAAAACUAGUUGAAAUGGUCGCAGUCAACAGUUUCAUGGUUUACUUUACGGAAAAAACUAAGGGUGUAUAGAUUCCAAUGGUCAGACUGUGAGCGUGUAUAGAAUAUAACGUCGACCUUUAUUUUUCAGUGUUUUCUUUAGAAAGUUGACGUUUGCUUCAUACAAUCAUCUUAACAAAUAUAUAUAAGAAUGCCAAGGAAUCGCUAGAGAAGAAAUGCAGGUGAACCUAUAGAUUGUUCCUGAACGUAUAUCGUAAUUUAGGCUUGUGAAUAAAUUCUAAUGAUAUUAAGGAAAAUUAAUAAUUAAGAUUGACACUUGUGUUCUGCCAUUAAUUGGCAGUAUAAUCAUUUGGUCCAACAACAAUUCUGCUGAAUGCUGUUAAAGACAGGGCAUUAAAUAGCAAGUUUGAGCUAACUGUUUUCUUUUAUUUGGAAUGGCGUCAUAUCUCAAUGACAAAGCUCAAAUUUUGAAUCUUAAUCAAGAUGCAUUGUCAACCACAGACCAAGAAAGUGUGGCAUCAACAACUCCACAAAAUUUGGAUGUAGGAUCAAGUGGAAAUCUGAAUGCAGAAGCAGAGAGCAAAUCAAAAAUGGAACUAUACUACAUUUGUGCAUUCUGCACCAAGUGUUUUGAUACAAAACAGUCACUAACAGCUCACUUAGCCACCCAUACAGACGAUGAUGAUGAUGUCUUAAGCUGGUUUCAACUGUAUAAACAGUGCAUGACAAGCAGUGGAGUGGAAUGGCGUUGUUCGUUGUGUGACGUGACGGUGAGCCGGGCGGCAGAGCUCAAAGCUCAUGCAGCCACACAUGAGAAUCACCCCACCGUGUAUAAGACAGACAGAUGGGACAAGGUACAGCAGGCAUCAUUUACUUGCCCUGUCUGUAAAAAGGUUCUAGGUAGCCAGGGCAACCUCCGAAAGCACAUGUUCCUCCACUCUGGCAGCAAGCCGUUUCACUGUGACGAGUGUGGCAAGGCUUUCUCUCUGAAAGGCAACAGAGACAAGCAUGCACUCAUACACAAAGGUGUGCGGGAGUUUGAGUGUCAGGUGUGUGGAAAGAAGUUUGGCCUGAAAGGAAACUUACACAAGCAUAUCCUCACUCACACAGAGACCAAGUUUUUCCAGUGCUACAUCUGUGCCAGACAGUUCACUCUCAAAGGAAACCUUGAUAAGCAUCUGAAGAGGCAUGUUACUGAGUCAGGGAAAAUGCCGACGAUCAUUGCAACAGGGGAUGUAAAUGAGUUGGGAAAAAUGCAGACAAUCGUGGCGACAGGAGAUCCGCAUAUCAGUGAGAUCAGGGCGCAACUUUCUCAAGCUGAAUAUGGGAAUGCAGUUAAACACUUAACUACAGUGAAAAAUCCUGUGACUACAGUGCAAUGUCUGAUGACUACAGUGCAUGAUAAUGUGAAUACAGUGCUCAAACAUAAUACUGUGAAAAAUCAUUUGAUUACAGCGCAAAAUCAUGUGACUGCAGUGCAUGAGAAUUUGAAUGCAGUCGAUGAAAAUAUGACUACAGUGCAAAAUUAUGUGAAUACUGGUCAAGAAAAUGCAAAUAUUACAGUGCAUGAAAAUGUGAAUACAGUACAAGAUUAAGUUUAAUGACAUAUUCAAAUCAAACAUUUGUACUAGGAACAGAUUUCAAACACAAGUAUAAAAUGUUUAUUCCAAAUACAUUUUGUGAAGAUUGAAGCCGAUAAAGUGAAACAUGAUUUUUAUAAAUGUCAUUUCUUCACAGACAUGCAAACAAUGGGAAACUCAAAAAUUAUACACCUGCGAUAAAUUAAUUAUGUCUUUUGUUAAUUGUAUUGAUCAUUAAGCUAAUUAUGUCAAUCAAUAAGGUCACUAUGUCGAUCAACAAGUUCAUUAUGUUGAUCUAAGAGUUAUUAUCAAUUGAUAAGUUCAUUAUUUUGAUGGCGAAAGAUACUGCUGUUUUUCAGGGCAAUGUCUGGGUAUAUAAUAGCAUGACAAUGUGUUGUACAGUUCCCCGAUCAAUGUUUCAUUUGAUGGGACACACAGAUUUAUGUAUAUUGCAAUUUUUUUCAUAAACGUUUUUGAAAAUUA